AUGGAUGGCACCCAGGAUGUUGGUGUUAUGGACCAAGCAUCUAUUUGUGUUCGCUAUAUCAAUGAUGGUGAUAUAAAAGAAAGACUUUUUGCAAUUGUCCAAGUAAAGAGUUCUAAAGGAUGUAAAGAUUCAGCAAAAAGAAAGUAUAUAUUUCCAAAAGAUUAUAAUGAUCUCAAAAUAUGGGUCAAAAGAACUGCAAAUCCAGUCUUUAAAAAUAUGUCGCAUGAAACUAUUAGAAGAACUUAUCAAAUAUGCAAAAACCAUUUCGAAAAAUGCUGUUAUUCACCUGGCACUAAUCAAAAAUUAAAGCUGCAUUCAUUGCCUACAUUAAACCUUCCACCUUCAAUCGGAGAGUCAUCAUUAAACUGGUCAAGCAUAAGCCCACCAAAUCAUGAUAAUGUUGAUAUUAUGCUACAAGAUAUCGAACAAGAAGUUGGUAUGUGUGUUUCUCAUUCAACUCCACUUCAUACACCAUCUAGUAGUAAACAUCAAUGUACAUCUGGAACAAUUUGUGUUUCUAACCAGUUUUACUCUGAUUUAGAUGGAAUCCUGCCUCUAGAAAAUGAAUCUAAUCAAAACAUGUUAUUAAAGCCAUUAAAAUUAAACAGAAAAGGAAAACUUACCCCAAACUGUAAAAAAUUAUAUAAAGAAGCCAUGAAGUUGAAACGAAAAGCCGAGCGUUUACAAAAACAAAAUAAAAGUGCUAAAUGUCAACUAAAUUUAGUGAAUCGAUUUGCAAAUAGUACUUUUACAUCUCAAAUAAUAGAUAAAGUUAAUACAAGCACUUUUAAUUUCAUUAUGAGUCAGAUGAAAACUCAAAAAAAGAAACCGCAAGAAGUAAUUUCUGAAGUACAAACCACAGAAUUAAAAAUAAAAGCUACCGUUUGUGACCAAGGAUGUACAAAUCAAGCUGCAAUUAAUAUCCUUUUAAAAGAAAGAAUUCACAGGUGUAAAACUCAAAAUAUUGAAGAUAGAUACAUGGGAUUUUUAAUUAAUGAUGAAGAAAUUGUACCUUUAUAUGAUCCCCCACAUUUGUUGAAAUGUAUGAGAAAUAAUUUAUUGACUAAAAAUUUGAAUUUUAAUUAUAAUGGAAAGAAUCAAACAGCAUCAUGGAGCCAUAUUGAAACUUUGUAUGGAUUAGAUAAACAAAAUGAAAUUUAUGAGUUACGUACUUUGCCAAAAUUAACAGAAUCACAUAUAAUACCAUCUAAAAUAAAAAAAUAUUCUGGUAGUUCACUAUCCAACUCAAUGGGAACAUCUAGUUUGUGUCUUUUUAUGGAUAAGGUGUUUGAUUCUACGAAUGGAUCCACAAUUAAUGCAUUAGAUGGCAAACCCCUAAGAUGUGCAGUUAAAAAAGGAUCUUCUCAUAUUCAAUUUUGGAAUGAAGCAAUUAAGGUUUUCAAAACAAUGGUUUUUGUGAGUAAAGUAGAUAGCUCAGCUGUAAGACAACCAAUAUGUAUAAAAAAUUAUAUAAAAACAUUAGAAUCUUUUAAAUACCUGUGGUUAAAAUUAAAAUCCGAAGGUUUUAAGUUUCUAAUACUAAGGAAUAUUAAUCAGGAUUCUUUGGAAUGUUUCUUUGGAUCUAUUAGGAGCCACGGAUCCAGAAAUAAUAUGCCCAAUUGUUAUCAUUUUUCUACAUCAUUUAAAACAUUACUUUUAAAUAAUUUCUCUUCAUUAAAGUCAUUGGGGAAUUGUGAGGUAGAUGAUAGUAUAGGAGCUUUAGAUAAUUUAAAACAAUUCUUAUCUGGACAAAAUGAAAUAAUUAGUAAUGAUGUUUCAUUAAAUUUAGGUUUGAAUUCAUUUAAUGUAGAAUUUGUUAAACCCAACAAAUCUACAGUAGGUGAAAUGACAAUUGGCUAUGUAGCUGGCUAUAUAAUUCGAACAUUAAUUAAAUCUACUAAUAAUUGUAAUGUAUGUAAAAAUGAUUGUGUAGAUAUUCAUAAUUUUAAUGAACUAAUUAGUGUUAGAAACUAUUCUGAUAACAGAUUAAAAUCACCAAGCAAAAAUUUUAAUAAUAUUAUUGAACACAUUUUAAAUAUUUUUACUGAAGUUAUCAACCGUAUAUGUAAUAAACCUCAGAUUUUUAUGAAAUUAAAUUUAUUAAUUGAAGCAAAUGUUGACUUUAGUUUUUCAUUACGACCAACUUCCGAUUACUUACAAACAAAACAGUUAGAUUUUUUAUCCGCUUGGAAAAUGGUGGAAAACACUAAGAAUGAUAUAAAACGAAUAUCAUUUGAAAAUAUCAUUAUAAAAGCAAAACAAUUUGCAAUUGAAACUAAUGAAAAACUUACUAACUUAAAAUUUCCUGAACAUAUUUUAGUGGAAGAAAAACUUCCAGAAGGUCGUUGCUUAAGAAAAAAAAAACAAUUUGAUGAGACAACUGGGGAUGAAGUAUUAACAACACCGAUUGAUCUUUACAGGGUAGAAACUUUCCAGACAAUUAUCGAUCAAUUAAACAUGAGUUUAAAUGAUAGGUUUUCAUGCAAUAUAGAUUUGAUUACCGAUGCACAGGUAUUACAUCCAUCUAGUUUUGAUGAAAAUCUUAAAAACUUUCCGAAAAAUGGUUUACUAAAGAUAGCUAAUUUAGUAAAUAUUCCUCACAAUUCAUUGGUAGAGGUACUUGUAGCAUUUUCUAAAAUAUAUCCAUCAUUGAAUGGAACCCUUUCUCAAAGAGCUGAAGAACUAUAUGAUAAUAUGCACAAUAAUGAAAAUAAUUUAGUUGACGAUGAUUCAAUUGAUGAAGAAGAUGAAGAAGGUGACACAGCUCCAAAUGCAACUAUGGAUAAUUUAGAGGCAUUUAUGUUGAUGAGUGUAGAGAAAGAGUUGUUAGAAGAAGUAAAUUUUCAAGAAAUAUUACAAUAUGUGAAGCAAAGUUCCUCAUUAAUGUGCAAAUUAUUAAGUUAA
Messenger RNA from Macrosiphum euphorbiae (potato aphid), 2904 nucleotides. The record is from the annotation of a GenBank genome assembly. NCBI's taxonomy places the organism in Eukaryota, Metazoa, Arthropoda, Insecta, Hemiptera, Aphididae.